CUUUACCUCCGCCGCGUGUUAUGUCGCCCUCGAACCCUGAAGCGGCCCCGCUGCACCGCCGAGAACAAACCGAGCCGUCGUACCAAAAGGACCUUCCCGAUGCACACUUCCCCAGUGUGACAGUCCAUGGGCUACCUUCGCCUGCGUGGAAGGCCGGGAUCUGUGGUUGUUUCAGCUCUGGAUGCAACAACGUGAUCAUGUCCACCUUCUGCCAAUGUAUCGUGCUGGCACAAGUCGCCUCCCGACUUGGGAACGUGUUUGGCGGGUACACGGGUGUCUUGAUCGGCGUGUUUUCGUUCGCCACCCUCGGCAAUCUCUUCCGCGUGUACGCUGAGCUCGACUGGUACUCGAUUUACACCCAUGGCCGCCCUGUCGACAUCUACCUGGAAGCGGAAGCCACUCGAUUCAACUUGGCCGCGAUCUUUGCGGCAUUGGUAAUUGUUGUCUUCGUCGCGUGGCUGCGCCAUCGCGUCCGCUCGUUCUUCCGCAUCCCGGGAAGCCCCGCCGAAGACUGUUGCUGCUCUUUGUUUUGCCACUGCUGUACUGUCGCGCAGCUGUCUACCCAAGUCGAAGUGUACAGCCCAGGGCAGUGCUGCUCUCUCGGUCCUCGAGACACGUUGCCGGCAUACUACGUCGCAGUCCCAUUGCAAUAGAUGUUCCUAUGGAAUGCAGAGUCAAGUGUUUUGAGUAAAAAAGCUUUGGUGUUGGCCAUUGACAUUCACCACUUCAUGUUGUGGUGGUGAAAGCUGCAAGGCUCACCUCGGAUAGAGUGC
Molecule: messenger RNA, 773 nt
Organism: Aphanomyces invadans
Lineage: Eukaryota; Oomycota; Saprolegniomycetes; Saprolegniales; Verrucalvaceae
Exons: 2
Coding region: 21-653 (210 amino acids)
Source: RefSeq, a predicted model, not a curated record